ACAAACUGCGGCAAUGAAUUCAGUGCAGACAUCUCAACUGCAGAGGGUAGUUUUUUUCUCAGGAUGCCCGUCAAAACACAGCUGCAGAGAAUGAUGAAAGUACCAGAAGUGGCAGCUGUCCUUGAAAAUCGAAAUAUUGAUGAAAUCUUGAGAGAAACUAACAUAAAUGACAUUGUUCAUGGUAAACUUUAUAAAAACCUUCUUCAUGAUGGCAUAAUAGGUCCCAGUGACUUGUCAUUAUUGUUCAAUACUGAUGGAGUUUCUAUUUUUAAAUCCUCCAAUUUUUCUGUUUGGCCUUUGUUUGCCACAGUAAAUGAAAUUCCACCACAUAUGCACAGGAAACAUAUGAUUAUGGCAGGCUUGUGGUUUGGAGAAUGUAAACCCAAAAUGAAUACUUUCUUAAAACCAUUUGUGGAUGAACUUAGAGAUUUGGGUGCAGAUGGUUUGCACUCACCUCUUGGCCAAACCAGGAUUUUUGCUCUUUGCCUGUCAGCGGAUGCACCUGCCAGGUCUUUAGUGAGGAAUUCCAAACAGUUCAAUGGGAAGUAUGGAUGCGACUGGUGUAAGCAGGAAGGCACACCAAUACCAAAUGGAAAUUUGUCCUCCCGUUCGUACUUACCCAUACAAUGGUGAAGCACUCCCAAGAACUGACGAUGAUCAGAGGAGAUUGUCAAUAGAGUCACAGAGAACAGGGAUGUGUCAGCAAGGUGUGAAGGGGCCUUCAGUUGUCAUGCAGUUACCACAUUAUGACUCUGUGAAAGGCAUUUGUUCUGAAUCACAACACACAGCUUUCUUAGGAGUUACUAGACAUUUUGUGGGGACUUGGCUGGAUUCAGCAAACAGAGCAGAGGCAUAUUACAUUGGGGACCAAGUGAAGAAAUUAGAUGAGAGACUGCAGGAUAUAGCACCUCCAAGUGAAAUAACCAGAUGCCCCAGGUCUCUCAAAACGCAGAAGUAUUGGAAGGCAUCUGAAUGGCGAGCUCUCCUGUUCUAUUCUUUGGUGGUAUUUCAGGGAAUUUGACCUGCUGUGUAUAUGAAACACUGGUUCCUAUUUGUAUUUGGUAUUUAUUACCUCAUGAGUGAGAGUGUUUCUGAAAGAAAGGAUCGUGAGAGCAAUGCUUGCCUCAGGAUGUUUGUUCUGAUGACUGAGCGUUUAUAUGGAAUAAGACAUUGCACUUUCAAUGUCCACUCAUUGAUUCAUUUUGUCCAGUCAGUUAUCAACACUGGCCCUUUAUGGGCAACUUCCACCUUUGUUUUUGAGGGUUACAACAGGACUUUGAUUAGGUGUUUCCACGGUACCCAGAAAGUUGGUUUUCAGAUUUGUGAGACAUUCUCUCUCAUGAAGGUGAUGACAGAGUUAGCAGUUAGUUGCAUGGAGGAGAACACUGAUGUGUCUGUCCUGUAUACCUCAUUGGCCAGCAGACACACUAAAUCAAAAUGUACAAACGUACUUUCAAAUAAUUUGCGUGCUCUUGGCAAAGGAGAGCAAGUUAUUCUGCCUCCAUCAAAGUUACUGGCUGCAAGCAGACUGACAGGGAACCAAGUGCACACUUCCGCCAUUGUAUAUAAGAGAUUUAUUUUUCACCACCAGCUGUAUACCAGCAGUGACUAUUUUCAAUCUGCUCGGCAUUGCAACUGCUAUGUUGCAUUUACUCAUGGUGUGUAUAAAUAUGGAAGAAUUGAAACUUUUCUCUGUGUUAAAUUGGGACCAGACUGCAUGAAUGAUAAUGGUUUUUGUUUGUGUGAUAAAGCAAAUAUCAUACUAGUAAAGCCAUUCAGCAUUACACGAAGACCAUUAUUUGUUGAUGCAAGGCUAGGCUGUUCAUCUGACUUUCUUGUAAAUAUUGACCAACAUGCAGAUAACCCAAAUAUUUGUAUUUAUCCAGGAGACAUCCUGCAAAAAUGUAUUUUUAUGAAAACUGAUGUUUCAUCUUACCUGUGCCCACUGCCUUCUCAGUUUUACUGGGAUUAAGUUGUGAAUUGAUGGUUACACAUGAAUGUUUUACAUGUUAGCAG
Molecule: messenger RNA, 2016 nt
Organism: Thalassophryne amazonica
Lineage: Eukaryota; Metazoa; Chordata; Actinopteri; Batrachoidiformes; Batrachoididae
Exons: 2
Coding region: 1034-1972 (312 amino acids)
Source: RefSeq, a predicted model, not a curated record